AUGCUGGACCGCUAUGUAUUUACUCUCUCUUUUGCAUUUCUGUUCAGCGUAGCUGAGAUGUCUAACAAAGUUGACAGUUUUCCAGCACCGUUCUACAGAGUUUUAAGUCUGGAGAACCCGCCAAUGGAAGGUAAUCUUGCAAGUACUGAUAAUAUUGAUCAAAUUUUUGAGAAAUUAAUUCAGGAGAAUUGAAUCGGAGGGAUCUAUUCACUGCGCCAUUUCUUUACGGGAGAAAGAAUACAGGGGAGAAACUGCCUUUUGAAUACCUUUAGUAUCAGCAUUUUUCUAAAGCGUUCGAGCCUAUGUUCAGCAAGAAGAUGAUUGAUGCUAUAUUUCCAGCGAUUUCUAAUCGCCUUUUCGUAAAGUUAUGAGAGGUAAUCGGAAACCAAAACAAAUUUUACAUAAAUUAGCGAAGAGUCCUAGUUUCAACCUUUAAAUAAAAUAAAAACUAAAGUUGGUUCCUCUUUUUCUUGUGUGGAUUUCUAUGUCUUCCCUUUUCCUUCUACCAAAUUUAACUUCUCGAAAUCUGAGUCCAUAUUUUUUGACAAGAUUGUUUUCUUCCGUGUCGAAUUGUGAGGACACCGCUUUAUCAACAUUGUGCACGGAAUGCGAAUGACCGCAAAACGUUUAAUUUUGAUUUAGUUGGGGAAUUCCUUUUGGGGAACGAUAUAUCCAAAACGUAACGGGAAAUGUGAAACUGCGGGUCUUAAGAGCGUUUAUUUGUUUGUUUGUUUUUUUGUUUGUUUCGAACUCCAAUUGUCGCAUGACUUUUCGCAGUCAUUAUCCUAACUGGUGCGAUACUAGUGUUUCGAUACCUCAUUCAACCAAUUUUCAUCCAUUUAGGGAAAGGAAAAACCAGACGCAAAUCUACUAGGCACUGUUUAUCAAACCUUAUAAGUAGCUUCACUAUCUAGGACUUGCCAAAGUACUAGUUACUCUUAAAACUAGGAGAUUAACAAGCCGACAAGAUGGCUCAAAAGCUUACCACAACAUGCAACCUUCUCUGAAGCCAAGGUUUUCUGGUCGCCCCUUAUCAACUGCUCCCCUCCCCUUUAACUGUUCAUGCUCCAAGGAUAAUACCAACUGCCUUGGCUGUGCAAUUAUUUUAAAUUAAAACAGGAAAAGAUGUUGUGAUCCUACAAAAUCUACUGCCGAGAUCACCAUUUGUGAGGCCCAUCAGCACAAGUGGUGUGUACGAUAGGGAAACCAGUGAGGCUGUAGCCAGCUACCAGAAGGGAAAUGGCUUGCCAAGGUAUAGCUCAAUAAAGAAGAAUCAUGCCACAUUUGGCAGCAAGUAGAUAAGUUUGACUGUUUGUCAAGUAUAAUUGUAACAUGAGCAAUCCAUACACAUCUGUAUGGUUAGUGAAUCAGCUUUUUCUUUUAAGCAAGUGGGAUCGGGAGAGGUAGGUAUGUAGGAAGCUGCAGUCAAUCAAGGGUUGGAGCAUGUGCAAGCAGAAAAAGGUGAUGCUCAGAGGGAAGGGGCAGUAAAGCUAAAAAAAAAUCAGUUUUCCUCUCCUGACCCUGCCUUCUGCUUUUUUUCUUCCCAUGCUUUUCUGCAGUUGUACUUGGCUUGAAGGAAAUAGAUAAGACCAUUGCAUAUAGGCUAAUCAAGAAAUAUGCAUGCAAUUACUCACAUACUGGUGAGGAAAAUGUAACAAAAUGGUUGUGGGUAACUGCCAAUGCCCUAACUUCUCAUCCUGGAAGAGAGGAAGAGAAGCACUAAUCAAGUUGGUUCAUACUCCAGAUGGUUGCGUGAGUUAUUCGUGUGAACACCUGCCCCCUAACCUGAUACCCUAUGGGGAGGUAAUCGGGUAUUCUAGGGUUAGUGACAGUAGGGUGGGGAGAGGGGUCAGACUUUUCAAAGAAAUUUGUAAAAAACUGAAUGGACUUCCAGAGUUACAAGAAAAUGGCCUAAACCAAAAAUCUAGUAAUGGGAUGGAUAUCAAAAAUUUUUUUUUUAACAAUCCACAUUAUGCUUACAUUCAGAUAAGAAUUUUUUUUUUUCACUUAAAUGCAUAACUGCUUAAAUCUAACUAUAUUUUGGAUAUGCAGAUGGUAAAUCAAUUAAACAUGUGAGGCUAGAGAAAAAGCUGUGGUUUUAUCAACUCCUUACCCCAUUGUAUCGUUUUGUAGUUAAACAAUUUGCAAGUCUUGGAUGUAUAAGGUUUUAAUGAACAGAGUCAUAAAACCCACAGAGAACUGAAUGUAAAAAAUUGCCUUUACUUCAGCAAUGGUGUAUUAAAUGCAACAACAGCCUCUCUUGUUCUCAAGCAACUGAUGUAUGACGGAUAUCGAGACGAUCACACUGUGCCUUCAGGGUAUAAAUUUAAGGUAAACAGUAGAACAAAAAAUCAACUUUAUCACUCAAAGGAAAACCCUUCCCUGAUCGAAUGGCUAAAGUUAAGUUUAAGAUCAAGGGUGUUUGUAUAGUCCUCUUUAAAAUGAUAUAUUAUGUAAUAGUGAUCUGGAAACCAUUUAAGAUGUAGUAGAUGAAAGGCAUACUGAUUUUCAAAUUGAUAUAUACAGGUUCAUGUUCCUGUGUACAAAGAUCGGACAAUUGAAACAAAUGCCACUCUUUACGACUCAAAUAACAAGGUGAUGUAGAAUCAACAGAUUGUAAUUUUUAAUAAAGUUACUUUUUGAUUGUCAAUAGUCUUUAAUUUGUUGGACAGAGAAAUUUUUAGUGAAAUUUUUAGUUUUCAAUCAAUUACCAUAAUAUACAAAUCUGCAAAUUAAAUUACUAAACAAAAAUAUUUUUUCUCAAAUGCAGGUCUUGUACACAUUUCGCGCACGUUGCCAUGGUGCCAUGAAUGCUGCUGGCAAAGAUAUAAAUCAGCUUACAAGGAAUGGAAAUACUCCAACUGGACUUGUGGUACAAAUUCCUUAUUUAAAUUUUCCAUCCCAGUUUUUUUUUUUAUCAUUGUCAAUGUAGUAUUACAGUACAGUGUCUGACAUUAUGUGAAUAUUUAUCUAUUUUUUACAAUAAUAGACAUUUGACCUCAACAGUCCUGAGCCAGACCCAAAAUCAUUUGGCCCGUGAGUACUUAAGUAUAUUUUCAAAUUAUUUUAAUAGAAUAAAUGGGAGUCAACAUUAGCAUUGUGAACCUUUUUGUUUUCAUUUCAAAUUAAUUUACUUGUGUUCUUGUAAAAUCCUUCAUUAUUGGCAACUAUAAGCCCCAUUACCUUUAAACCCUUAGACUAGGGUACAAUAUCACCCCUGAAUCAAACAUUUAGGUUACAAGAAUAAAGGAAAUGGUCACCAAUAAAACAAACUCUUGAUUUUUAAACAAAUUUUCCUUGUCAGCACCUUAGGAAAUGUAUAGAGAUCAGUUUAGAGAUUUUGCAACUGAUUAAAGGGUGUAAAGGGUAAAAAAAUGCUCACAGGUGUGAACCUGUUUUUAUCAGUCAUUAUGAUGAAACAAAAUGUUAUUUCCUUUGUGUUUAGGUAUCCUGUCAUAAGAGCAGUCAAAGGUCUAAAAGGUAACCAAAAUAUAUUUUUACACGAAGGGUGUGUGGGGGGGUGGGGGGGGAGGUGUGGCAUUGAGAUCCACAGGGGUCUAACAUUCUCCUUAAAUUCCAUUAUUCCAAUAUUUUUUCACCAGAUCAUCCUAAUCCCACCCACAUUUCCUUCUAAAAGUUUGAUUUUUCUUGAAAUUUUUCCACUCAACGUCCCAUAUCUUAGUACUUUUAAUCAUAAUUUGUAAUUGCUACUUUGAAAAGUUUCCAAAUGGGAAGUCCCUUGAUAACUUCAAUGUCAAUCCUUGUUUCCCCUUCUCCCAAAAUUCUGAAAGCUAGGCUUUAAAUUAGCUUUAAAUUCUAUUAGAACCCUUAAAGAACUGAGUGAGGAAAAAUUUUCAUCUUUACUACUUUUUCAAUAUUGUUUAGACAACUGCCAUUUAGAAAUCACAGGCUUGACUCGUUCAUGUUUCAUUAAAACUUAAUAAUGAUUGGAAAGUUUUAAGUUAAUUAGAAACUUGACUUUUAAUGGCUUGGCCAACAGGAAAUGCUGCAAUUGGUAAAAACAAAGAUGACACCUUUCUAAGUGACUACAGGAGUGGAAUUUUAAUGCACACUGGAGAGUGGGAUCAUUGGAAUCCAUCUGAGCCUAUGCCUAACAGGUUAGGCCACAACUAUUUUAUGAAAACUUUUGACUUCCAAGAUCUGAAAAACAAUUCUCUUAGUGGUCUUCCCAACAUUUUUUAUCUUAGAGGCUAUGAGAAUUUGAUGAAAGAUCAACUAAUUCAUAAUGUUUAUCCUUCUUUGUCUCACCAUCUUUUGAAUGAUUUUUGAAAAAAUUUGGUCUUCUUACAUCUCUUCCAAACUCAGAGAAAGAGGCAAAAGUAGGGAACAUAAACUCUGCAAAUUCCAGAGACAUUUAAACCAUCCCUUCUUCAUUUUGCCAAUGAUUUCACCUUUAGAUGGACUAUUUGGAUAGAGAAAGACUUUAUCAAGUUCCAUUUCAAAUCUCAUUGCCCUUUUUAUGUAUUUUUCUACUUCAACAGUCAUGGAUGCAUACACGUGCACCCAACAGACUUGAAAAACAUUGAUGAUAUCCUUGUACACAAGCUGGGUGUGGUUAUACACAAAAAUCCUUUUGAAGAGAACCCAUACCCCUAUGUACCUCAAGGCAUUCUAUCUGUUGAGCAAAUUGGCUGA
Pocillopora meandrina is the source of this 4656-nucleotide messenger RNA. NCBI's taxonomy places the organism in Eukaryota, Metazoa, Cnidaria, Anthozoa, Scleractinia, Pocilloporidae. The record is from the annotation of a GenBank genome assembly.